Chelonia mydas (Green sea turtle) is the source of this 2401-nucleotide messenger RNA. RefSeq names its product heat shock protein family A (Hsp70) member 5 (gene HSPA5). The record is from RefSeq and is a predicted model, not a curated record. NCBI's taxonomy places the organism in Eukaryota, Metazoa, Chordata, Testudines, Cheloniidae. Gene Ontology annotation, cellular component: membrane; endoplasmic reticulum chaperone complex; nucleus. Gene Ontology annotation, molecular function: heat shock protein binding; misfolded protein binding; ATP binding. The coding region runs from base 118 to 2073 and encodes 651 amino acids. Gene Ontology annotation, biological process: cellular response to unfolded protein; protein refolding; endoplasmic reticulum unfolded protein response. The transcript has 9 exons.
CGAAGCCGUGAGGGAGGGUAUAUAAGGGUGGGAGGCCGGGGUGGCCUAGGCAUAGCGCCGGCAGUAGCGAGCGGAGCGGGUCUGUGAGUGGUGCGGUAACGGGUCCCGGCGGACAGCAUGAGGCGGGCGCUGCUGGUGGUGCUGGUGCUGCUGGGCAGCGGGCGCGGCGAGGAGGAGGAGAAGAAGGAGGACGUGGGCACCGUGGUGGGCAUCGACCUGGGAACCACGUACUCAUGCGUUGGCGUCUUUAAGAACGGCCGCGUGGAAAUCAUUGCGAAUGACCAGGGCAACCGGAUCACGCCGUCCUACGUCGCCUUCACCCCCGAAGGGGAGCGUCUCAUCGGCGAUGCUGCGAAGAAUCAGCUAACCUCCAAUCCUGAGAACACGGUGUUCGAUGCCAAGCGCCUGAUCGGCCGCACGUGGAACGACCCCUCAGUGCAACAGGAUAUCAAAUAUCUGCCUUUCAAGGUUCUUGAAAAGAAGACCAAGCCAUACAUACAAGUUGAUGUUGGUGGUGGACAGACAAAGACAUUUGCUCCAGAAGAAAUUUCUGCUAUGGUUUUGACAAAGAUGAAGGAAACUGCUGAGGCCUACUUAGGAAAGAAGGUUACCCAUGCUGUUGUCACUGUCCCAGCUUAUUUCAAUGAUGCUCAGCGUCAAGCUACAAAGGAUGCUGGUACCAUUGCUGGAUUGAAUGUAAUGAGAAUAAUCAAUGAACCUACUGCUGCCGCCAUUGCUUAUGGACUGGAUAAGCGGGAGGGUGAGAAGAACAUCCUUGUAUUUGAUCUAGGCGGUGGAACCUUUGAUGUCUCUCUCCUCACAAUUGAUAAUGGUGUCUUUGAAGUUGUGGCUACAAAUGGAGAUACUCACUUGGGUGGAGAGGACUUUGACCAACGUGUUAUGGAACACUUCAUCAAGUUAUACAAGAAGAAAACUGGAAAAGAUGUUAGGAAGGACAACAGAUCUGUACAGAAGCUACGUCGGGAAGUAGAGAAAGCAAAGCGAGCUUUGUCCUCUCAGCAUCAGGCUAGAAUUGAAAUAGAGUCCUUCUUUGAAGGAGAGGACUUCUCUGAGACACUGACUCGCGCAAAGUUUGAAGAACUGAAUAUGGAUCUGUUCCGUUCCACCAUGAAGCCUGUGCAGAAAGUUCUAGAAGAUUCUGACCUGAAGAAAUCCGACAUUGACGAGAUUGUACUUGUGGGUGGCUCUACUCGAAUCCCCAAGAUACAACAGCUUGUUAAAGAGUUCUUCAAUGGCAAAGAGCCUUCUCGUGGCAUCAAUCCAGAUGAGGCUGUUGCUUAUGGUGCCGCUGUUCAGGCUGGUGUCCUUUCGGGUGACCAAGAUACUGGUGACCUGGUGUUACUUGAUGUGUGUCCUCUGACACUUGGCAUUGAAACUGUUGGGGGUGUUAUGACCAAGCUCAUCCCAAGAAAUACUGUUGUCCCCACCAAGAAAUCACAGAUUUUCUCCACAGCUUCUGAUAACCAGCCAACUGUAACAAUCAAGGUCUAUGAAGGUGAACGUCCUCUCACCAAGGAUAACCAUCUCCUGGGUACUUUUGACUUGACUGGAAUCCCUCCUGCUCCUCGUGGUGUCCCACAGAUCGAAGUUACCUUUGAGAUAGAUGUGAAUGGAAUCCUCCGUGUUACAGCGGAAGACAAGGGCACCGGAAAUAAAAACAAGAUUACAAUUACCAAUGACCAGAACCGUCUGACACCAGAAGAGAUUGAGAGAAUGGUUAAUGAUGCUGAGAAGUUUGCAGAGGAAGACAAAAAGCUUAAAGAACGUAUUGAUACCAGAAAUGAGUUGGAAAGCUAUGCUUAUUCACUGAAGAAUCAGAUUGGGGACAAAGAGAAACUAGGUGGCAAACUCUCAUCUGAAGACAAGGAAACAAUAGAGAAGGCAGUAGAGGAAAAGAUUGAAUGGCUUGAAAGCCACCAAGAUGCUGAAAUUGAAGAUUUCAAAGCUAAAAAGAAGGAGCUGGAGGAGGUUGUCCAGCCAAUUGUUAGCAAGCUUUAUGGAAGUGCAGGACCUCCCCCUGAAGAGGAAGCAGGAGAAAAGGAUGAAUUGUAAAUCUUGAUCUCUGAAUGUUACCUUGUAAAUACUGGACUCAGGAACUCUUCUGUUAAGAUAAUAUUGAACUCUAAUCUGGAAUGUAAUUGGAAUCUUCACUUCUGAGUGGAGAUGGAAAUGUUAGCCCAAAGUGGCUGUUUACUGCUUUUCAUUAGCAGUUGCUUGAUGUCUGUGGGGAGGAGGGAGGGAAGGGUAGUGGGGUGGGACUGUAAAAUGAGUUGGGGGUUUAGAAAUUUUCCAGUUGAAAACAUUCUAACUGGUCAUGUGCAUUCUGUGUAGAACUUUUUUCUACCCAAGUGACCACAAUAAAUUUGUUAUUUACACUGGA